GGAUUUUAAUGUGCCUAUGUGCUCCAUAGCCUUGUAAUGAUGCUACAGUAACUGUUCGUACAAUUAUUAUAUUAGUUCAAUUUCAUUUAUUGGGCACAUUUGAACGAUAAGUUUCACAUUUAAUUAUUGUAUCAUCUUUGGCGCUUGUGUUUAUGGUUUGAGAUAGCCUUAGAAUUUCUGGCUUAGGAGGGCAAUCAUGGACUGCAAGGGAACUAGUUGGGUGAAAAAAAAGAAGAAUGAAAUAUAUGCUGAACCAAAAUCCUUGUGUCCUGAAGAUAACUUGGGAAUCUGUCAUCCAAAUGAUUUUAUGAAGGAGGAUCCUGAACUAAAUUUGGAGGUGGCAGCCUCAAUAAGAAAUGCAUCUGAUAGUUUAAGUUUCAUUCAAAGUGCUGGUGACAGCUGUGACGUUUCAUAUCAAGAAACAUUACAUCAAGGAGUAGUCAAUGAAAAGCUGGAGAGAGAUGCAGAGAAGUCAACAGAUUUCAGUGUGUCUCACAACCAUACCAAAAUACAGACUUCACAAGAAGACGGCUUAUGUGGCACAAGAUUAAGUUGUAGCAUCAGGGAAAAGGAAUUCCAUAAGUUUAACUGUAGUUUCUGCCUACAGAGCUUCCCUUCAAAAUACACACUCAUAAUGCAUGUCUUCAUCCACAUUGACGGUGUGCAGGCACCUUCAUAUGUGUGUAAGUCAUGUGGUGAGGUAUUGCCCACUGAUGACUGCUUGAAAGAACAUUUGAGAAUGAGAGAGGGUGACCAAGCAUUAUCUGCUACCAACAGUAAGAAACUUGAAUGCAGUGAUGAUCAUGAAAACAAUAUCUCCUUCGAGUGUGUACGAGAAGGAAUCAUGGAACAGACUCAGAAGCCCCCUUCAUACAAGGUACCCAGGAAAACUUUUAAAAAAUCCUUUAAUGACAUAUGUAAUACACAUACUGUGAAAGAAGCUGAAGAGAAGCUUGAAAGACGUAAUGACUGUGGAAUUUUAUGUACAAGUGACCAUGUUCAUGUCCACACUGUGCUAAGUGCAAAGAGACAUCACAAAUGUGAUGUUCGUGGUAAGAUGUUUACUCUGUUACGCAAUCAUAAGAAACAACGAUCAAUACACUCUGGAGAGAGACCACACGAAUGCGAAGUUUGUGGAAAAUCGUUUACAGAAUGGGGCAGUCUCAAGAAACAUGAAUUAAUACACACUGGGAUGAGACCAUACAAAUGCGAUGUCUGUGGAAAAUCAUUUACUCGGUCGGGCCAUCUCAUGACCCACUUAUUAAUACAUACAGGAGAGAGACCCCACAAAUGUGAUACUUGUGGUAAAUUAUUUAAUGUAUUGAGUAAUCUCAAGGCCCACAAAUUAAUACACAGUGGAAAGAGACCCUACAAAUGUAGUAUGUGUGGAAAAUCUUUUACUCAUUGGGGCAGUCACAGGACACACGAAUUAAUACACACUGGACAGAGACCACACAAAUGCGAUGUCUGUGGAAAAUCAUUUACUCUGUCGCGCCAUCUCAAGACCCAUGUAUUAAUACACACUGGACAGAGACCACACAAAUGCGAUGUCUGUGGAAAAUCAUUUACUCAAUCAGGCCAUCUUAAGACCCAUAAAUUAAUACAUACAGGGGAGAGACGUCACAAAUGUGAUACUUGUGGUACAUCUUUUAAUGUAUUGAGUAGUCUCAAGGCCCACAAAUUAAUACACAGUGGAGAGACCCUACAAAUGUAGUAUUUGUGGUAAAUCUUUUACUCAGUGGGGCAGUCUCAGGAAACACAAAUUAAUACACACUACAUAGAGACCACUCAAAGCAUUGUUGAGGUCUGUAGACCUACACAAUUUGAUAGAAGACCACACGUGUUUUAUGAAAAUUGUUCGCAUGUGCUACAGAGAGGUCACAAAAAAUUUGACAAAUCCAUUUCCACAGCUUCACAUUCGAAGAAGUUACAUACUAAAUACAACAUAUGAAGCACACAAUUGUGAUUUUUUUGUUGCAAAUGCUCCAUGCUUUAAUGAUCGGGCUACCCAAAAUUUGUGCAUUGUCAGAUACCUUUCACUCGUUUGAGAAGUAGUUCUGUGCAGUUAUCAGGACCCCAUAUUCUUCAAGAGAAUGUACGAGUAUGAUGCUAAUUAUUUGAAAGAAACUGCCAUUUCAAUCUUCAUGAAGGUGUAUCCACUAGCCAGGCGACAGCAGAAAUGUGUUUAUUACACAUUCAUAAUGUAGGAUAUUUGUCUCAAGAAUGGAGAAAGAUACUAAAUCGCUUGAUUAUGCAAACAUAUUAUUGAGGUAAGCCUCCUUAAUAGUAAUGUUAUUUGUGUGAUCAAUAAUCUGCACACGUGUGAACUUUCUGUGCUAGUUCUCCGUUAGGAUUUAACUGAUGGUGGCAAGUAUGCAGAGAUAAGGGAAAAAUUAUAAUCAUCUGCCUAGUAGCGUUUUGAUUCACCUACAGACUGCAAUACAACAGUGCAUCUCUAUGGUAUGGACUCAUUAGUUCUUCGUUAGUUUUCCAGUUGUAAAUCGGACUAUAAGUCUACACACAUCUCACACCUUUCCCAUUAACUGUAGGCUAUCGGUUUGUUGCUGUCUAGUUGUUGUGCAAUAGCAUCCCAGAUUCGUUUCAUCAUGCAGUGUGAUUCUUACCUUGUAAUUUGGACAGUUAUCCUGCUGUAAGAUGUUGUCACUCUCGAAAAUACAUCAAGCAUCAAGUGAUAAGGUUGCAAUAAUGUUCAUGUUCUCCACAUCUGUCAUGGUGCUUUCAGUUAUGGCCAGCUGUUUUCUUGCCAUCACAUACGAAUAUCCCCCAUAGCAUGACACUGCCUCCAUCUUCCUGCACCUGUUCUGUGGUGCACGUAUGAAACAAAUAUUCAUCUGGAUAAUGUCAUAUCUGAGCACAACCAUUGACCUGGUCAGAAAGAAAUGUCAUUUAUCCCAACAUGUGACACUUCCUUAUAGGUAUGCAGUCCAAUCUCGAUUAUCCUAUUUGUAUUGCUACUGUAACUGACAACAUUGUUAGAUCAACAUGGGAAUACAAAGCUGUUACACAACUUGGGGCCUCAUGUUCAACAGUGUCUGCUUAAUAGCAUGAAACUCUCGAGCCUGCUCAAGCAUUUUCUCUGGUCUCCACAGAUUGCCAUCUAUCCCACUUUACAGAGCAGCUAGGUUCUGAUUUGCGUGUUCUAGAUAAUGCAUGGGCAUCCUACAACCUUUGUCACCUUGUGGUUUCACCAUCUUUCAACAAUGUUCCAUAGAGGCUCACGAUAGAAGCAUCUGCACAGCCAACCACAUUCGCUGCUUCUGAGAUGCACUUACCCAGGCACCAGGCAAAACCAUCUGCUCUUUGGCAAAGUUACUUAUGCCAUUUUUUCACAUACUGUCACUAGAAUGAUAACCACUCAUUUCUGGUUGUAUAGUUUCAUUACUACGUGACAUAGCCACAAUACCGCUGGGUAGCAAACACUCCUCCUACGGAAGUGGGUAUAAUGAUUUGGAUCAACAGUGUAUCUUCACAAAAAAGGGUCUUUCGGUAAAUUGAGUAGUAAUUCAAUUUUUCUGCUUUGUUAAAUUUUAUGUCAAUACACUAUUGUCAGUUCAAGUGCCAUAUUUCUUGUGAAAAAUUUUUGUAUUACAAAGCU
Molecule: messenger RNA, 3616 nt
Organism: Schistocerca nitens (vagrant locust)
Lineage: Eukaryota; Metazoa; Arthropoda; Insecta; Orthoptera; Acrididae
Product: zinc finger protein 724-like
Exons: 5
Coding region: 197-1714 (505 amino acids)
Biological process (GO): regulation of transcription by RNA polymerase II
Cellular component (GO): nucleus
Molecular function (GO): RNA polymerase II transcription regulatory region sequence-specific DNA binding; DNA-binding transcription factor activity, RNA polymerase II-specific
Source: RefSeq, a predicted model, not a curated record